Messenger RNA from Sus scrofa (pig), 8893 nucleotides. RefSeq names its product F-box protein 41 (gene FBXO41). Gene Ontology annotation, molecular function: protein binding. The record is from RefSeq and is a predicted model, not a curated record. Lineage: Eukaryota; Metazoa; Chordata; Mammalia; Artiodactyla; Suidae.
UUCCUUUCCUCGGGCCGCGCGCCCCCUCCUCCCUCCUCCUCCUCCAUCCUUCCCCCACCCUGUUUGUGUGCCCCUCCCGCUGCGACUGGCUGGGAGGCUCGGCCGCCCCCGCCCGAGAGGGAGGCGGGGGCGCUAGCCGCGGCGGCCACCCGAGGCUGCGGAGGGGAACAAGAUCCGAGGCCCCGAGGCGGCCCUGCAUCUGGCCCAGGCACGCGGGGGCUGCCUCUGCACCCCCCAGCCGAGGGCCGCGGGGCCUGGCCUCGUCGCGGGGUGGAGGAGUAACAGAGACCCAACUCCAGCUGGCCAAAACAGAAAAGGGAAUUGAUUGGAUCACACCAUUGAACAAGCCAGGAUCUCAGUGUAGCAAUCUCUUUCUCCAUCUCAGCUCUGCCUCUGCAUUGGCUUCAUUCCCAGGUGGGUCCUCCCGAAGGAGACAAAGAUGGCCCUCACGGCUCUGGCCCUCCCCAUCCGCUUAGAAACCUGAGCCCAAAGAGGAUGCACUCCCCAGUAAUGCCAGAGAAGUCUUGGAGAAAUGACUCCCUGAGACAAGGCAGCUGAUCUGUGUCCAUCUCAGGACUUGGAUCCGCCAGGCCUAUAUCGCAUUCUUCUCCUGCAAUCAGGGUGGAUCAUCAACCCCCACCCAGACCACAUGGACUGAGAAAGUGGAGAAGGAACGAUGGUUCCCCACAGUCAAAGCAGGGUGCUCUUGCCAGAAGGAAGACUGGGUGUUGGGCUGGUAAAGGGAACAGACAUCCACCCAUACAUCCCUGUGGAAAGCCAGGAGGCGGUCCGAACUCAAGAAUAGGUCAGGAAAGGGAGGUAGAGCUGAGAGUCAAGGCUUAAAGGUGUGCGUGAAGCAGACUACCUGGGAGAGGAUAGAGGCAAAGAGGGCAUCAAGGCAGACCUCCCACCAGGAGACAGGAAGAGUAGGAAGGCAGCAAGAAGAGGAGGUCAGAGAGGCCAAACAGGGCAGCAAGGGACCAGGUGGAUGAAGACCCUUGAUGACAACUGCAUUGUCUGAUUAGCAGGUGGCCUGUGAGCCAGAGGAGCACAGUGACAGCAGAGGGUGGUUGAAGCCCAAUUGCCGGCAGUUAGGAAGAGGAUGGCAGUGAGGAAUGGGGUAGAGAUUUCGUGAGGCGGGAAGCCAGGAAUGAGGGGGAAUGGGCACCAAGAGUCCAGGGUGACUGGGAUGGGAUGCAGGAAGGGUAGGGACUUGUGCCAGAAGGGGCCCGAAAAAGACAAAUAUGGCCCUUGGAGCAAAGGGUAGUGCAGGAUGGGAGGGCAUAGGACAGAAGCAGGACCAGGAACAAACAGUGACACGCACACAUAGGUAUCAUCAGAUGAGGUGACAUCUUGGUCACUGCACCAUGGUACUAACAGAUCAGCCAGUCUGAUGAGUAUGGUUUGGAAGUCAUAGAAAUAGGGUUUGGGGUUUUGUUGUUGUUGUUUUGAGAUGUAACAUACAUACAGCCAAGUACCUGUGGGUGCACUAAUCUAAGUGUACACCUGUAUAACCACCACUCAUAUCAAGAUAGAGAACAUCUUCAGCAUAAGUUUCCCUCCUGCCCCUUCCAGUCCACACAGGCCUCAGGGGGUAACCUCUGUUCUGACUUCCAUCAUCAUCAAUUUAGUCUGUUCUUGAGCUCCAUUAUGCACGAAAUCCACAGUGUGCACUCUGGUGUGGCUGCUUUGAUGCAGCAUAAUGUUAAAUGGAUUCACCCAUGUUGUUGCAUGUACCAGGGGUUCUUUUUCUUAUUGCUGGGUAACAUCCCGUUAUGAAUAUAACACAAUUUAUCCAUUCUACUGGUGAUGGGCACUUGAGUUAUGUCCAGGUUGGGACUAUUAUAAAUAAAACUAAUGCCUUUUUUUUUCUUCUUCUGCUUCUUCUUAGAGAAUUCUCAUUCUUUCUCACGCUCGUGCAUGUACAGCCCUCACACAGGUACCAGAGCAGGCCAGUUCGCUCUGGCAGGACUGGCCGUUGGUCCCACCUCGCCCCUCUCUUCUGGGCAUGUGUUUUCUGGGGAAGUCCUUUUCGUCAAGGAUCGGGGCAUAAGGGAUGGAGAUGCGGAGGGUUACUACCCUCCUAAGGCUUGCUCCCUCUCUUCUAGCCUCCUUGCCCCUGGCCGCCAGCGCCCUGAGCCUGCCUGACCCCUCCUGACCUCUCAGGGGGGCUCGCCCGCGGCCCCCCAUGAGCGCGCCCGGCUGACCCGCAGGGCGGCCGCGGUGGAGCCCGGGCGCGGCGGGGGCGGCGGGGCCAUGGCCUCGCUGGACCUGCCCUACCGCUGCCCCCGCUGCGGGGAGCACAAGCGCUUCCGGAGCCUGUCGUCCCUGCGCGCGCACCUGGAGUACAGCCACACGUACGAGACGCUCUACAUCCUCUCCAAGACCAACAGCAUCUGCGACAGCGCCGCAGCGGCCGCCGCUGCCGCCGCCGCCUCGGGCUUCCAGCUGGCGCCCGAGCCCGCCGCCCUGCUGGCGGUGCCCGGCGCCCGACGCGAGGUCUUCGAGAGCACGUCCUUCCAGGGCAAGGAGCAGGCGACCGGGCCGUCGCCCGCGGCGCCACACCUGCUGCACCACCAUCACCACCAUGCGCCCCUCGCCCACUUCCCGGGCGACCUGGUGCCCGCCAGCCUGCCCUGCGAGGAGCUGGCCGAGCCGGGCCUCGUGCCUGCCGCAGCUGCGCGCUACGCGCUGCGCGAGAUCGAGAUCCCCCUGGGGGAGCUGUUCGCCCGCAAGUCUGUGGCCUCCUCGGCGUGCUCGACGCCACCGCCCGGCCCCGGCCCCGGCUCCUGCUCUGGGCCGGCCUCCGCCUCUCCCGCGUCCCCCUCGCCCGCCGAUGUGGCUUAUGAGGAGGGCCUGGCGCGCCUCAAGAUCCGCGCGCUGGAGAAGCUGGAGGUGGACCGACGGCUGGAGAGGCUGAGCGAGGAGGUGGAGCAGAAGAUCGCGGGUCAGGUGGGCCGGCUGCAGGCCGAGCUGGAGCGCAAGGCGGCAGAGCUGGAGACAGCGCGGCAGGAGAGCGCGCGGCUGGGGCGCGAGAAGGAGGAGCUGGAGGAGCGCGCAUCGGAGCUCUCGCGCCAGGUGGACGUGAGUGUGGAGCUGCUGGCCUCGCUCAAGCAGGACCUGGUGCACAAGGAACAGGAGCUGAGCCGCAAGCAGCAGGAGGUGGUGCAGAUUGACCAGUUCCUGAAGGAGACGGCAGCGCGGGAGGCCAGUGCCAAGCUGCGGCUGCAGCAGUUCAUCGAGGAGCUCCUUGAGCGGGCUGACCGCGCCGAGCGGCAGCUGCAGGUCAUCAGCAGUAGCUGCGGCAGCACACCCAGCGCCAGCCUGGGCCGCGGAGCUGGGGGAAGCGGCGCUGGGCCUGGCACCCGGGGCCCCGGCAGAUCGAGAGAACACCACGCGGGCCCGGCCGUGCCUAGCACAUACGCGGUGUCACGGCAUGGUUCCUCUCCCAGCACAGGGGCCUCCAGUCGCAUCCCAGCUGCAUCCCAGAGUUCAGGUUGCUAUGACAGUGACAGUCUGGAGCUGCCCCGGCCAGAAGAGGGGACCCCCGAGGACAGUGGCCCCGGGGGCUUGGGCACACGGGUCCAGGCUGCCAAUGGUGGCUCAGACCGGGCCCAGCCCCCCCGCAGCUCAGGCCUGCGGCGCCAGGCCAUCCAGAACUGGCAGCGCAGACCCCGCCGACACAGCACGGAGGGGGAGGAGGGUGACGUCUCGGAUGUGGGCUCCCGAACCACUGAGUCGGAGGCUGAGGGCCCCUCGGAUGCCCCUCGCCCUGGGCCUGCUGUGGCUGGGCCAUUGAGCAGCUGCCGGCUCUCAGCCCGCCCUGAGGGAGGCAGUGGGCGGGGUCGACGAGCUGAGAGGGGCAGCCCCUCACGCUCCAAUGAAGUCAUCAGCCCAGAGAUCCUCAAGAUGCGAGCGGCCCUUUUCUGCAUCUUCACCUACCUGGACACACGCACACUGCUCCAUGCCGCCGAGGUCUGCCGGGACUGGCGCUUCGUGGCUCGCCACCCUGCCGUCUGGACACGGGUGCUGCUGGAGAAUGCCCGAGUCUGUUCCAAGUUCUUGGCAAUGCUGGCUCAGUGGUGCACCCAGGCCCACUCGCUGACACUGCAGAACCUGAAGCCCCGGCAGCGGGGCAAGAAGGAGAGCAAAGAGGAGUAUGCCCGGAGUACCCGGGGCUGCCUGGAAGCAGGGCUGGAGUCUCUGCUGAAGGCAGCGGGGGGCAACUUGCUGAUCCUGCGCAUUUCCCACUGUCCCAACAUCCUCACGGACCGUUCGCUCUGGCUGGCCAGCUGCUACUGCCGAGCCCUGCAGGCUGUCACCUACAGAAGCGCCACAGACCCUGUGGGCCAUGAAGUCAUUUGGGCCUUGGGUGCGGGCUGCAGAGAGAUUGUCUCCCUCCAGGUGGCACCACUUCACCCCUGCCAGCAGCCCACGCGCUUCAGUAACCGCUGCCUGCAGAUGAUCGGUCGCUGUUGGCCCCACCUCCGGGCCCUGGGGGUCGGGGGUGCUGGCUGUGGGGUGCAGGGCCUGGCAUCACUCGGUCCUGGAGCUGGACCACGUGUCAGAGAUCACCCAGGAGGUGGCGGCGGAAGUCUGCCGGGAAGGCCUGAAGGGACUGGAGAUGUUGGUGCUCACGGCCACCCCUGUCACCCCCAAGGCCCUGCUGCAUUUCAACAGCAUUUGCCGGAACCUCAAGUCCAUUGUGGUCCAGAUUGGGAUUGCCGAUUAUUUCAAAGAACCCAGCAGUCCUGAGGCCCAGAAGCUGUUUGAGGACAUGGUGACAAAACUCCAGGCCCUGAGACGGAGGCCCGGCUUCUCUAAGAUCCUGCACGUCAAAGUGGAAGGCGGCUGCUAACCCGGGUUGGGGGCGGCAGGGCCCCUGCCAGCCCCACGCCAGGGCGCUCUCUUUGGACCUCCAGAGGGACCCUGAUUUGGACUUGACCUUUGGAGGCCUAGUGAUAUCCUCCCCGGCCUCCAGGGAGGGGUUGUCAGUCUCCUGUCCUCCUGCUGGGACAGUGGAGCAACAGGCCUGACCCUGAGCACAGCCCCUCCUGGGCAGGAGCUCAGACAGAAGCUGUCCCCUGACUCCCCCUACCCCCACCCCCAGCUGGAGCAGCCUUCUGGGCACAGCCAGAGAAGAGCUGGGUCACCACCAGCACUCGGUGUCAUCGCUCUGAAGAUCUGCAAUAACCAACCACCCAGGGCUCCUCAGCUGCUCAGUUGGCUGGGGCAGGCCUCUCCUCUCGGAGGUCCGGCCUCCUGGUCGGGGGCCUCUGCUGGGCCCCAGGCCAGAGGGUUGCUCCACCCGGCAGCUCAGACUUGCAAGGAGGGCUCUUCUCUCCCCCAGCCCUGUCCCAGCCCACCGUGGGGCUCCCCCUUCAGGCAGCCCUCAGGGCUCUGGGUCUGCAUUCUCCAGGGUUAAGAGACAGGCAGAGGGGUCUGAGAAGGUGGUCCGCCCAGAGUGGGAGGUGGGGGCGCAGUGAGUGAGUGGGAGUGGGCUUGAGGGACAAAACAUUCAUCCAGGACUUUUCCCCAGGACAUCAAGACCACCCCUCCCAAGAGGGGGCUGUUGCCAGGUUGAGAACACUUAGUGUUUUUAUUGCUGUAGAAAAAAGACCCCUCCCAGCUGCCAGGUACCCCACGACACACCAGAACUAAAUUCAGAGCUAAAAGGUGCAUGUUUCUAUAUCUUCCACCAGCCCUGAGCCUCUGGAGGGGCGAGGUCCCAGCUGGGAACUGCUGUCAGCAAUGAGAAACAGAUCAUGUCCUCAAGGAAUGUACUUCUAACCCAGGUGCUUGGGCAGGAAUCUGAUGGCCUUUGGGUCCCCAAGGCUCUGGGGAAGGGAGUCACUAGGCUGCCCUCUGUGCAAGGACCUGGAGGAGCCCAGAAGAGGCGUGGUUUGGUUUGGUUCUCAUCUGGCUAGCUUGCUUGCAGUUGUGGCCUUGGUAGGGAGCCAGACCCAUGGGGCCAAGAAUGAGGAUGAGCCCCCCUCGUCGGACUUGCUCCCUCCAGUCUCUGCUGGCCCCACGGGCUGAGGGCUGUGUUGGGCAUCUUCUGCGUGGGGCAGUGCUGGGACCUGAGCAAGACCAUUGGCUUAAUACGCAAAUGGGGGCCUUCAUUGACCCUUGCAUGGUUCCCAAAGGACCAGGUCCUGGCACUAUGGCUUUAAAGACUCAGGUGUCCCCAGUUCCUCCUCUCAGGACUCCCACAGUGAUACAAAAGCUGUGGGUCCUGCCAACCUUCAUUUGGAAAGUUCUUUCAAACAUUAACCUAGAUCCAUCUUAGGGGUUCCUUCUCUCCUGUUACAGGAUGGGCUCUCAGCCCUGAUUAUUAGGCCCUUGGUCCUGGCUGGGGCUGGGCUCCUCUAGUUUCUCAGUCUUUUCCAGGAACCCAACUCUCUGCCACAACCUGGCAUGGACAUCAAGACCUGCCCUGGGGUUCCCUCCAACGAGGCCUCCAGAGCUGGGACCCCAUGGGAUCAGCAGUGUGCCGAGCUCCCCCGGCUCCCCACCCAGCUGUGUCCCAGCUCUUCAUUGUUGAUGAUUUUCCUCCCAUGGCUCGUUCUAGCCCUGCCCUUUGAAGACCUGAAAACUACCAAGGGUGUCAUGCUGGCAAUUCCCUGUCCAGUCCUGCACGAAGCCUUAGCUGUGUGGCAUCCCCACCCCAGAGCACCUGGUUCCAUUGGCUCCUAACUCCCCAGCCUUGUCUCCAGGAGUCACAGAGGAGAAGCACAACUUUGUUCUGGGGCCUGGAAAGGAGGUGGCAGUCCACUGGGCCUGGCUGCCCUGGGUGUGUCUGCUCUGCUUUGCCACCUGCAUCCUCAGAGCCCCUGCUCCCUGUGACCCCAGGACCAGAGGUGCUCCUUCCCUGUCUCCUGGACAAAGCACAAAGGGAUGCCCUGCUUGGCCUGAGGCUGUACUACUGAGGGACCUUUUUCUACCCCAGGAAGCCUCCAUCUCUGAAUGCAGGGCUUUGGGCAGUUUCUCCCAGGGAAGAUGCCCUCCGGAAUGCCUGGUAGCAGUUCUGGGAAAGGCUAGAAUGCACAGGUAGUGGGUUCGAGUGGGUGGGAGGUAGUGCUGAAAAGGACUGACCCUUGUCCUGGGGCCAGUGCCCCCGCCCACGGGAGUGAUGGGUCACAGGGUCCCACUGCACACCUGCGGCUGACAGACGGGUGCGCCCCGGCCUUCGUGUCUGCCCCUGGGAACUAGAGGGUGUGCAGGCUCCCCACCAGAUCUAUGCUAUUUUUUUGCCUCCCCUUGGGGGAUGGGCGCUGUCAGAGUGGGGAGUUUUGAUUUGCUCGGAUGCUCUACUUGGUCACUUUAGCAGCCACACAGCUAGGGCUGAAGGUGGGGGGCAGGGAUAGAAGGCCUGGCCAUCUGUAGGAGCCCCUCAUCCUUCACUCCUCUGUUAUCUCACACCUGAUGGGAUGCAGAGAGGAACAUCUGAGAGCAGACCCAGGCAAGCCCUGCUCCAGGGGUCCCAGCAUGUGUCAAGGCCCCUGGGUGGUGGCCACUUGAUGUCCCUACCACCACCUCUCCCCAUCAUAGAGUCCUGCCCAGCACCUGGGAGACUUGGCAGAUGUGGCCUGAGUACAUCAUGCUUUAUUCAGGCUGCCUCCCUGCAGCACUGGCAGAACAAAGGUGAUGCCCUAUGUAUCUGGAUCCCUGAGGGAGAGGGGACUGCCCAGAGCUGUGCUUUUCACCGGCCAAGAGACCACCCAAGGACCAAGGCAGCUCGUGUUUUCCUAGUCCUGCAAGAGAGUGGAGUUUGAGGCAGCACCCCUGCCACCCCCCCUCAGGAAUUGUUAUUUUAAAAAAAGCCGCCUCCUUCCCAAGGCCUGCUGCUCCAAGGUUUGACUCUGUCUUUUGCAUUUGGGGCCUGCCUGUUCUCCUGGUCCUGGUCUCUAGUCUCUGGGCCAUGGGUGAAGAGCCCCCCAUGUCCAAGUCCCUCUCGGGCGCUCAGUUGAAGACCUUUCCAGAGGACUAUUGGUGCCAAAGACCCAGUUCCUGGUGGACUUGAGGUGCAAAAAGGAGCGUCGGGGAGUGGGUGUGGGCCCGCGGGCCUGGAGGAGUUAGCUCAUACCAAUGGGAUCUGUCCCAGCUCAGUCCCCGAUGAGUGUAACUUGCCUCCCCAGAGGCCUGGCACUUCUGUCUUUACCUGCUGGUGGCUGUGCUUUCUCACCCGGCCUUGUCCCAGGCCCCAUUUCUGUAUAUAUUGCUGUGUACUGUGUGUAUGUAUUUAUUCCUGGACAAGUGUGUUCAUCUGCAGCCUUGCUGAGGAUAAGGUUUAGGAUUGGGUGAAGAUCAGAACACCAAGGUCAACGAAGGCACCAGCUCCUAGACCUACCCCAACCCCUUGGGACCCUGGCCAGUCCCAAGACUGCCCUGACAAUCAGGCAGGCUUCCCCGCUGCGAAUCCAAGCCUCGCCUGCCACUGCUGGCAUGGCCCCAGGCCUCAGCUCUGCCCCGGCAGGUGUCCUGUAUCCAGGGGCAGGAUGGCCUCGGUGGCUGGCACCAGUAGGCCUGGCUCUGGUGAGCCCUGCUGGCGGGGACCUCCACAACCGGCCCCCAGGCCCUUCUUUCCCCGCAGCCAGGCUACAGUGGUCCUGAGCUGAGACGGGAGCUUCCCCCACCCCAAGCACAUCAGGCAGAGGGGUGGAGAGCAUUUUUGGUUUUGUUUCUGAAGUGGUGCCUGUACCUCCAGCCCCCAGGGGGCCUUUCCUGGCCCCACUUUUCUGCCCCACCAGGGCAUCACCGUCCCAGCACUUUGCUCCACAUCACCCGUAGAUGAUGCCCUCUGCCCAACGUACCCUGUGGAUGUAUUUACAAGGACUCAAGCGGGCAUCAGAAUUUGUGGCUUUGUAUCCAAUAAAAGAUGGUGAAACUGGAA